GCCUUUUCCCCUAACCAACCCUAUCUAUCUUCCUUUGCAGUUCACUUCACUUUUCGCCUCCAAUGAGUAGCGGAACCCUAGCUCUCGCCCAUUCCCCAUUUCGUUCCCGCUCUCUCCUCCUCCUCCUCCUCCCAGGAAACCCUAGUCCUCGAUCUUUUGCCCCAAAUGGCUUUUCCCUCCAGCGGAUUCGGCUGUUCAGAAGCUACUGCUCGUCGCCGACGCACUCUCUGGAUCUUCCGCUUCUUCCCUUUGAAUUGGGCGAGGUUCUAAUACCAUCUGAGUGCAAGACUUUGCAUUUAUACGAAGCAAGGUUUCUGGCAUUACUAGAGGAGUCAUUGUUGAGAAGAAAGAAGACUUUUGUGCACUUUGUGCUUGAUCCAGUUCGCAUGAGCAGAUCUUCAAAUCGAGCAUCCUUCACUGCUAGUUAUGGUUGUUUGGUCCACAUAGAGAAUGUAGACAAGCUGGAGAUUGGAGCGCUGGUUUCCAUUAGAGGAAUGAGCCGGGUUAACAUUGUGAAACUUGUGCAUAUGGAACCAUACUUGCGGGGAACUGUUGUGCCAAUGCUGGACAAUACACCUUACCAAGAGAAUGAAUUAGACUUGAAACUUUCAGAGCUAAGGGACUUCAUGCGCAGUCUACACAGGUUGCAAAUGAAACUGAAACUGAAGGCACCUGAGGAGGAACUUCUGCAAACCCAUAUCAAGAGCUCUCUUAUAUGGGCUGAAAAUGCAAUUUAUGAAGAUUGCAACCAAGCUUUUAUACCAAAACUAGCCGAGCGUCUAUCCUUCGCAGCAUUCCAACCUGUUUCAGGGAUGUCGGAUUCGGAAUUCCUCGCCUUGCAAAGAGAGAAGUUACAAGCAAUGAAUUCAAGAGACACACUAGAAAGACUUCAUGGUGGAAUCGAGUAUGUUAAACAAAACAUUAACAUGGUUGCGGCAAGGCUUGCUAUUCAAUCUUUGGCAACUUGAAAAGGAUGAUGAUGCAAUCAAUACUUCUUAGGUGAAAUGUUGCGUGUAUUUUGUGCUUCGGGUGAGUCUGGCUUGAAGAUUCAUAAGCAGCAUAAUCUAGGCUUGCUUCCAUUUAGAGGUCAUUGUAUUAGAGAAAAAAAGAUGCAGUGAUACAGUAAAGCUAUAUUUGUCACAUUGUUGUACCUAACAUAUCAUUUAAAUUAAUAUAUUAGAAAAAUUAAUGAUUAA
Molecule: messenger RNA, 1196 nt
Organism: Ananas comosus (pineapple)
Lineage: Eukaryota; Viridiplantae; Streptophyta; Magnoliopsida; Poales; Bromeliaceae
Exons: 7
Coding region: 63-968 (301 amino acids)
Source: RefSeq, a predicted model, not a curated record